AUGUGUGGUUUCAAGACUAACUCAGCAGCAGGGCCACCUGCUGGCAGCGCGGGCGGGAUCGACAAGGGCGGCUUCCAAGCGGGGGUCAGCAACGGGCAUCGCGUACGAGGUCAUCGUCGGCUGCGCGACGCCGCCGUGGCCAGGCAGCUCCUCCUCGCGAUGCUGGUGAUGCUGGCGCUGAUGGUGCACCCGCCAAAGUCGGACGAGUCCGAGGCCGUCGUGCGGGCUCGCACGGCACUGGCGGCCUUGCGAAGGUUGCAGCACGACGACGACCGCGCAUCCAUCGUCAAUCUCACCCGCGAGGCCAGAGCGCUGGAGGCAGAGGGGCGCCGCCGCAGGCCCCCAGACGCCGCCCUGCGCAGUGCCCAGGACCGCAUGGCCGCGAAGACCAAGGAGAAGGAGGACACUGACAAGCAGUUGGCGGCUGCCGAGGCUCAAGUCGUGGACCUCCGCAAGCGCUCCGAGAGCCUCUCUGUGGAGGUGGGUGCCCUCCAGCAGGAGGUGGCCGAGGCGAGGACCCCGGCGACGGUCUCGGCUGCUGGCCACAACGGGCUCGACCUCGCGGCCAUGGCAUCCAACCUGCUCAACCUCCAGACGCUCAUCGGCAACGCCCAGCAGUCCGUGGGCGCAGGCCAAGGCCUUCAGCUGCUGCAGUCCAUCCACGCCGAGGUGCAGGCCAUGAGCGCGGCCUUCCCCGCGGCCAGCGCCUCGGCCCUCGCGGCAGCAGCGGCGGCGGCCCAGGCGCCCGCUGCCCCUGGAGGGGCUGCCGCGCCCGCCGCGCCUGGGCAGGCGCAGGCCGCACCGCCCGCACCCUCGCCGCCGACGGCUGCAGCGGGCACCGCACCCUCGGAGGUGCACGGGUCGUUUCGGCCCACCGACGCCACCGACGGGGACGCCUCCAUGGCUGCGCCUGGCCCCUCGCAGUCCGACAUCGCCACUACGCUCGCUUCCUUCAAUGGCUCGUGCUGGAACACGUUCAAGGAAUACCUCAUCGCCUGCCCGAGGGACGUCGCGGCGGCGGCGGCGCAGGAGCUGCGCAUACACGGUCGUGACAAGGCCGCUGCUGCGCUCUGGGCGGCUCGACACGGGUGGAAGCCCUACAUUGCGGCUUGCCGCAGAUUGGAGUCGGGCCGCCCCACCGCUGGCACUGGCAUCUUCAUCUGCGACCACAUCGAGACGCACAUCCUCGGCAUGGGCUCGAAGGCCAGCGAG
This is a messenger RNA of Prorocentrum cordatum, 1212 nucleotides long. Lineage: Eukaryota; Dinophyceae; Prorocentrales; Prorocentraceae. The record is from the annotation of a GenBank genome assembly.